GGUACGCAAAUCUCUUCAAACAAUAGAUUUUAAUGACUGACGAUGUGCAUAGAUCUCCUGAAAUCAAUAGACAUCCAUAACAAACACAAAAAUUAUGCAUUUCCUCACGGCUACGCUUCUUAAAGUCUCCUUUCUCGCCUCUCUGGUAGCAAGCGGAUCACUCCAACAGCUUGAGCCCCGAGCUAAAGCUGAGAACUGCACGGCUCCAGUAAAUUGCUGGAGUUUAUACAUGCGCUGGGAAGUUGAUCCUAAAGCUCCGCUAAUAGAUUUCGCAUUGGUUCUUAUGAAACAGCCCAAGGAUCUCGAAAUCGUCGACAAAGACUGCAAUAUUGUGAAAACUUCCAUGGAACAGUCGGAUCCCAAAGGACCAAUUACCGUCAAGAUGGAGGGAAAAUCUCCUAGCGAUUUGAUUAUUACUGGCGCUACCGGCUAUGGUAAGCCUUUGUUUACAUAUAAUAAUGCAAACUAUGGUGAUGAGGCUUGCGGAUGGGACACGGGGCCUGAUUGGGCUUCAUACAUUUGUUUAUUUUUGUAUGAAUGACCGGGGGUGAGCUGAAUUUUUCUCAGUGUCCCAAGUUCCCGAAGAGAUACUGAGAGAGCUGGAUAUGACUGGUAGUGAUACGGAAUAAUUAUGGAUAUGCUGGGCAUUGUAUCUGCUGGACAGAAAGAAUACAAGACACGUGAUUUUUAAAAACAUCAAAUAUUGCGGAUCAGAAAUGGUGAUUGUCUCCCAUGUAGUGACUGUAUCAUUGCUCAAAAGAAGUGAUUGAUAUGGAUGAGCAUAAAUGAGAAAUGAUUAGCUGCUCUACUGAUCGAGUCGUCGAUUUAAUCAUGAAUCUGAUGAGGUUAUAAA
This is a messenger RNA of Botrytis cinerea B05.10, 853 nucleotides long. RefSeq lists its product as hypothetical. The record is from RefSeq and is a predicted model, not a curated record. Bases 95 to 541 code for a protein of 148 amino acids. The transcript has a single exon. NCBI's taxonomy places the organism in Eukaryota, Fungi, Ascomycota, Leotiomycetes, Helotiales, Sclerotiniaceae.